CUAAUUAGUAUCUAAAUAUUCGAUGUGACGAGUGUUAAAAAUAAGCAGGAAACCAAACCAGGCCUAAAGGUAGCAAGCAACACGAGGUUUGGAGACAGGUAUAUAUCAUGCCAAAAGAGAAUAUUAAAAAGCAGAGCUCAUCAGGCCCACCUAAGCUUUUAUACAACAAGAAGCACAAAUCAGAACAAAAGAUUCGAUGGGUGAUUAAAGGCCCAAAUAAAGGCCCGGCCCAACAACGUAGUCGCAGAAGAAGGUCAACCUAUUAGGUGGGCCUGGGUCAACGGCAUGCGUCCGUCCAUCGUCCAUGGAAGAAGACGACCAGGACAAACCAACCAACCAAGGAGUAUUCGUUCAUGAUCGCACACUCCCUCUUCCUCCGACUUUCAUGGCCGGCCAUCUCUCCCUGCUCUGCAUUCUCCACUGCAUGCAGCUGCAGGCUUUGCCUCACAAACACUUGCAUUGUUGAUGGAAAUGGAACCUUAAUCUUAAUUUCAUCGUCAAUAAGCACACAUAUUCCUCUACUCCAAGUCGAUCCAAGGAUGGGCAAGGCGAGCACGGUGUCGUCGUUGCUGUGCUGCCCGUGCCGUUGCCUCUUCUGCGGCGUUCUCAGCUGCCUCUUCAGCGUGCUCACCUGCAUCUUCUUCAGCGCCGGCCUGGUCGCCCUGGUCCUGUACCUCCUGUUCCGGCCCCACAUCAUCCGCGCCACCGCCGUCUCCGCCGACCUCUCCGUCUUCGACCUCACCCCGCGGAUGUGGAUCCUCCACUACAACCUCUCCCUCGCCCUCCAGCUGCGCAACCCCAACAAGCGCAUCGCCCUCCACUACCGUGACGUCGCCGCGCACGCCUACUACGAGGGCCAGCGCCUCGCCGACGCCGCCCUCCCCGACUUCUUCCAGGACACCGGCGAGACCAGCCCGCUCAACCCGGUCUUCGCCGGCGACGCCCCGCUCGUCGGAGGCGUCGCGGCCGCAGGGUUCCGGAGGGAAGCCGCCGAGGGCGCCACCUUCUCCGUCGACGUCAAGAUCACCGCGCACAUGAAGCUCAAGCUCUGGGUCAUCACCGUGCCGGGGCCCAAGCCCAAGAUCGACUGCCCGCUCAGGAUCCAGCAGCGGAAUCACACCGACGGCGGCGCACCACCGCCCGAGUUCCAUCCAACAGAAUGCAGGGUCUGGUUCUGAUCAUCAUCACCUGAUGAUCAGUGAUCGAUCAGGGCCUCGUAGUUAAUUUGCUGCUAAUAAUUGGAUGCACUGUUAGAUAUAUAGUAGUAGUGUUACUAGUUGUGUCUCUGUAGGUGCUCACGAUCCAUCAACUGAUUCUUUGGUUCGUAAGUAUAUUGCUAGCUUCUCGCAAUGUGAAUUAAUUAACAUUCAGUGGUUUCAGCACUUGAUUAGUUAUUUCC
Setaria italica (foxtail millet) is the source of this 1399-nucleotide messenger RNA. Its product is annotated as NDR1/HIN1-like protein 10. Lineage: Eukaryota; Viridiplantae; Streptophyta; Magnoliopsida; Poales; Poaceae. Bases 354 to 1178 code for a protein of 274 amino acids. The transcript has a single exon. Gene Ontology annotation, biological process: defense response to other organism. The record is from RefSeq and is a predicted model, not a curated record.